AUGGCUUCAUCGUCGGAAAGUGUAUGCGACGAUCAGGGUGAUUACCAAUGGCCAUGGUGUCAGAUGGGCCAUUUUGGAAUCAAUUUUAUACAAACUGAUGGGUCGAAAGCUUAUGUCGAAGGAGACUUAUCCAGAGCAUACAUAAAAGAUUACGAGCUGCUGAGGGCAAGUAAGCGUCCAAAGGAUCAAAAACUGGCUGAAGAGAAGAUACAAGAAGAUUUGGACGAAAUGAGCUUGAAAGAGGUUGAAUCAGAAGCAAACGGAGACACUGUCGACGACAAAAUUCUCGAUGAGAAGGAUAUGGCAUACGAAGUUCUUCCCAAAUGGACAUCUGAUAAAAGGAAAGGCAGAAAGAAGAAGAUGAAGGGGAGAUACAACUAUCGUUCAUUCAACGAAUAUUGGGACGUCGCUUACUUUUAUUUAACUCAGAUGACGUGGCUCAAUGAUUUUGGAGACCAAAUGAAUGAGGAAAAUAAAGAGAAAUUGCGGAAGAAGUGUGAGGAAAUGAAGCCAGUCUAUCCUAUUGAGCAACAUGAGAAUCUUCUGGAGAAUCCAGAUUAUCAUCAUGUUACCAAAUCGAUGAUCGAGCCGAAGCAAGGUGCUACAUAUGAGGAAAUAUAUGCAGAACAUUGUGAACUGAUCAAGAAAAAAUCGGAAGUCGAUUACCAUGCUCAUCAGACGAAAUCUGUGACCCGCCGUUGUAAAGAUAUGAUAUCGAGAGUUAAACGGCUCGGAUAUGCUCCAGGUUUUGAAGAAUCUCAAUUGCCUUCGUUCUAUGAUUUGAAAACAGAGCAAAAACACGAUAAGCCGCUUAUAAAAGAAAUUCGAUACACCAUCGAUGAUGCAUUUUCUAAAAAGUUUUGCGGUGCUGAUAGUCGUGAUGAAAAGGUUGAGGACUCCUCUGCGUCGACAUCUGAUUCUACGAGCCCAUCAGAUUCUCAACCUGAAAUGCCUUCUCCAGUAAAUCCAUCGGAAAUUCGAUUCAACUUUGAUCCUGAAACUGAAAAAUAUCUGAUUGCUUCGGAUGCCGAAAAAUUGUAUGCUAACGAUCCGGAAAUCAGCAAGUACUACUAUCAGCGAUAUCGGCUGUUCUCUCGUCUGGAUGAAGGAAUCAUCAUGGACAGAGAAGGAUGGUUCUCCGUCACUCCGGAAGCUAUCGCGGAACACAUUGCGGAUCGGGUUGUUCGGCACAACGUUUCAGUUGUUGUGGAUGCGUUCACUGGAGUUGGAGGCAAUGCUAUUCAGUUUGCGCUUCGUGGAGCUCAUGUGAUUGCGAUUGAUAUGGACCCUGUUCGUCUGAAAUGUGCAAGAGAAAAUGCUCGCGUUUACGGCGUUGCUGAUUACAUUGAUUUCAUCUGUGCUGAUUUCUUCGAUGUGUCAGCCACAUGGGCUGCCGACAAGAAGCUGGCACCUAAAGUGGAUGCAGUUUUUCUGAGUCCUCCAUGGGGAGGACCAUCCUACUUGAAGGCAAAAGAGUUUGAUUUAGCUACUGGAUGUUGUCCAAAUGGAGUCGACAUUUUUGAUGUCUCUCUGAAAAUCAGUCCGAACAUCGCCUAUUUUCUUCCGAGGAACACGAAAGUCAGCCAAUUGACAGAACUUGCCAUCAAGGCGAAAAGUCGUAUGGAAAUCGAGCAGUCUUCAUUAAAUUCCAAAAUCAAAACGAUUACCGUAUACUAUGGAAAGUUGGCAUAUCGAGAGAAGAUCCCAGCAUGUGAUACCUAA
Messenger RNA from Caenorhabditis briggsae, 1722 nucleotides. Bases 1 to 1722 code for a protein of 573 amino acids. The transcript has 8 exons. The record is from RefSeq and is a predicted model, not a curated record. Gene Ontology annotation, cellular component: nucleus. Gene Ontology annotation, biological process: 7-methylguanosine cap hypermethylation; 7-methylguanosine RNA capping. Gene Ontology annotation, molecular function: RNA cap trimethylguanosine synthase activity. NCBI's taxonomy places the organism in Eukaryota, Metazoa, Nematoda, Chromadorea, Rhabditida, Rhabditidae.